AUGGAUUCGAAGAAGAAAGAUGAUAAGCUGCUAGGUAGCGACGAGGGAAGCUUGUCCUUGGGCAUUCCAGCUCCACCACAGAACACUACAGAUACAACUUCUUCUGGAAGUGGCGGAGAGAACGCAGAAGUUCCCCCGGCGCUCCCUCCUCGACCCAAUAUCGUCGGUCUCGACAAACAAGUGAGUGUAGCAGGGUGUCCUUCGAAAAUAAGGCCCUCUUCAAAACAUAAUCUACAGUCGAAACCUACAACUGCUUUGUCCUUAACAGAUAUCAAUACUCAGAACCCCUCCGACGGUUCCAGGGAGCCACCUUUAUCAUCAGGUGUGAAAAUCACCACUGGAGUGACUGUAGGUCACAGGCUGAGCGGCACCCAUUUGAGAAGUCGCAGGGGAAGCGAUGCUGGUGAUUCUAUAAGUGUACGGAGCUUCGUCCCAAGCGGCGAAACCUCCGAUGACAUGAGCCUUUUCGGCGACUUUCCCGUAAUUGGAGGCAAAGAUUUCUCAUGGCCUGAGGGUGGAGAGAACACAGGAAAACCAGACUUGUUGGAGUCUGAGGACGAUGAAGUGGACUAUGAUUUCGAAAAUGAGUUCGAUGCUAUCGACGAAGUGGAGCCAGAUGACUCCAAUUCAGCACAUGUUGUCGAAGCAUGGAAGCAGAAAAGGAAGCAUUUCCUUAUUUUGUCACAGGCAGGAAAGCCAAUAUACACAAGACACGGCGAUAGUGGGCUGAUUUCCGACUAUAUUGGCAUUAUUCAAACGAUCAUAUCUUUUUAUGAGGAAUCUGGAGACUCCCUCAAGAGCUUCUCAGUUGGGAAAGGAACGGAGCCUCUUCUCUCGUCGUUAGCCGAUAGUUUCACUAGGGGCUCCCCAUCGACAUUGCUCUCCGCUCUUGAAUGCCUCAAAAUCCGAAAAUCUCAUAGACAAACAAUAAACAACAGCCUUUUAAAGACAAGGGCUGAUAGCCUAUUAUACGGGCUUGUCGUCGCGGGAGGGCGGCUUGUGAGCGUGAUCAGACCAAAGAAGCACUCGUUACACCCAGGAGACCUACGAUUGAUAUUUAACAUGAUUUUUGAAGCAGAUGGUGUCAAAGCUGGUGGCGGAGACAGCUGGAUCCCUGUUUGCCUUCCGGGUUUUAAUAGCAGUGGUUAUCUGUACAUGUAUGUCAGCUUUCUUGAUCUACGUGACGAUGGGAACCAUACUGCAAACCAGGACACGAACAAAGACGAUUCCGUUGCUAUCAUCUUAAUCAGCGCAGAUAAGGAAAGUUUUUAUGUACUUCGAGAGAUGCGUGAUUCUGUAGUGGAGCGAAUGACGAAAAAUGGCAGCAUCGACAUUAUCAAGGCAGCGAUUGAAAAGGGUCGGCCUACCACAACAGAUAUUGUUCCUGGAACCGUCCUGCGACAUUUUCUCUACAAAUCAAAAGCAAAUGUUCAAUUUUCUAUGGCCUCAUAUUAUCCAGACUUCUCAACAACUCUGGGGAGACGCAGGCUCUUAUCUAUCUACCACUCUCUUCACUCAAGUGUUCAUGCGAAGCAUGCGCACGUUAGAGUCGAACAUAGGACGACAAAUUCCAUGAACGCGCUCGCAUGGAUCACGCCUGUUUUUGAAUUAUACUGUGUUGCCGGUCCGAAUAGUAAUCGGAACGCUCUAUCGCAGAGUGCGAGCAAAAUCGCACAGUGGGCACAGCAGGAAGAGGAGAGAUUGUUUAUUAUUGGCGGCGCUGUAUUUUAA
Messenger RNA from Histoplasma mississippiense, 1731 nucleotides. RefSeq lists its product as hypothetical. Bases 1 to 1731 code for a protein of 576 amino acids. Gene Ontology annotation, cellular component: Mon1-Ccz1 complex; fungal-type vacuole membrane. The transcript has 6 exons. Lineage: Eukaryota; Fungi; Ascomycota; Eurotiomycetes; Onygenales; Ajellomycetaceae. The record is from RefSeq and is a predicted model, not a curated record. Gene Ontology annotation, biological process: vesicle-mediated transport; protein targeting to vacuole.